CCUCCUCCUCCUCCUCCUCCUCCCUAUCCCCCCACCAAAAAGCAAUUCUUUGCCUGCGGCACCACGUGUCUUUACACCUCCUUUUCGUCCAGCGUGUUUUCCCCCGCUUCUUCCCUUCCUCUUCUUGCUCUUCAACUUCUUCAGCUUCUCCAGCUUCUCGUCCGACCCAUUGCUCGCUGCAAACCACCCGCCAAGAUGCCUGAGAUCACAACCCUCCUUUUCGACUGCGACAACACGCUCGUCCUCUCCGAGGAGCUGGCCUUUGAGGCCUGCGCCGGGCUCAUCAAUGAAAUCUGCAAGGAGCGCGGCAUCACCGUGUCCUUCACCGGGGACACGCUGAUCAAGGAGUUUGUCGGCCAAAACUUCCGCGGCAUGCUCACCACGCUGCAGAAGCAGUACGGCAUCGAGAUCUCCCCCAACGACAUGGAAAAGUAUGUCCGCAUGGAGGAGGACGCCGUCAUCGCCAAGCUCAAGGCCGCCGCCAGGCCCUGCGUCGGCGUUGACGAGCAGCUCGAGCGCCUCGCCGCCUCCCGCAAGUACCUGCUCGCCGUCGUGUCCUCGUCGGCUCUGCGCCGCGUCCGCGCUUCCAUUGAAAAGGUCGGCCAGGACAAGUACUUCCCGGGUGACGUCGUCUUCUCCGCCGCCACCAGCCUUGAGAAGCCCACGAGCAAGCCCGACCCCGCCAUCUACCUGCACGCCCUCAAGAAGCUGGGCAAGAAGGCCGAAGAAAGCGUUGCCAUUGAGGACAGCAAGAGCGGCACCCUCAGCGGCACCCGCGCCGGCAUCAAGGUCAUUGGCUACGUCGGCCCCUACCCUGCCGAGAAGCAGGCCGAGAUGGAGCAGGUGCUGCGCGACGCCGGCGCCGUCAUCGUCAUGCGCGACUGGUCCGAGUUCCCGGCGGCCCUGGCCAAGGUACAGGCAGGGGAGGUUUGAAGCCCCCCUUUACUUUGGAGCGAAUCACGCACGGCCUCUUGCUGAGGAACGAACCAGGCACGGCGCCCCGCUGCUCAUAUGUGAACACGAUGGUGGCUAGACGUAUAGAUAGAGAUAUACGAUGAAAUGAAAAUGGAAGCCUUGUCUUAUG
Messenger RNA from Purpureocillium takamizusanense, 1084 nucleotides. RefSeq lists its product as uncharacterized. The coding region runs from base 196 to 933 and encodes 245 amino acids. NCBI's taxonomy places the organism in Eukaryota, Fungi, Ascomycota, Sordariomycetes, Hypocreales, Ophiocordycipitaceae. The record is from RefSeq and is a predicted model, not a curated record. The transcript has 2 exons.